This is a messenger RNA of Cajanus cajan (pigeon pea), 2418 nucleotides long. The record is from RefSeq and is a predicted model, not a curated record. NCBI's taxonomy places the organism in Eukaryota, Viridiplantae, Streptophyta, Magnoliopsida, Fabales, Fabaceae.
AGUAAGUGAAUAAUGGUCCAACUAAGAGUGCGUUACAUUUAAUAUUUCUAAGGAUUUAAAUGAGAGUUGCUCAGAUAUUUGACUCACGACAGAGCCAUGACGAGGACAAGAUUACUGUAGCAUUGCUCAACUGUGUUGUGUACUUGUUAAAAAUAACAACAAAGACCGAAGCGUAGCUCCAUAAGUGUUGGCCUCGGUUCUCCUUCUGUCUAUUUCCCCCAGACAAGGUUGAACUUGAACCUCUCUGUCUUUUAACUCUUUAUCACAAUUUUUCUGGCUCCUUCUGCGGGCAUUUUUAAGCGGUUGAAGCUGUAAAUGCCUCUGAGUUUUACAUGGGGAAGAAGGGGAGUGGUAGUUCAUGGUUAACUGCUGUCAAAAGGGCAUUCAGAUCUCCCACCAAAGACACUGACAAAAGGAGUGGCAGAAGAAGAGAGGACUGUGACCAAGAAGAAGAUGAAGAGAAGAAGAGGGAGAAGAGAAGAUGGAUUUUCAGGAAGACUCACAUGAGUCAUGAAGGUGUGAACAACAACACUCAACAAAAGUUGAAGCAUGAUGUGGUGCCAAGUGGGGGUUCAAGGACGGAGCAGGAUCAAAACCAUGCACUUGCGGUGGCGGUGGCCACCGCAGAAGCUGCCAUGGCCACCGCUCAGGCGGCGGUGGAGGUGGCAAGGUUGACCAAACCUGCUAGCCAUGUUGGGGAGCAUCGUGCUGCUGUUACCAUUCAAACUGCUUUCAGAGGGUAUCUGGCAAGAAGGGCACUUCGUGCACUUAAGGGGUUGGUGAAGUUGCAAGCCUUAGUUAGAGGGCACAAUGUUAGGAAGCAGGCUAAGAUGACCCUUAGGUGCAUGCAGGCUUUGGUUAGAGUUCAGGCAAGGGUCCUUGACCAGCGUAUAAGGUCUUCACUUGAAGGUAGUAGAAAAUCAACUUUCAGUGAUACUGCUAGUGUUUGGGACUCAAGGUAUCUUCAGGACAUUUCGGAUAGAAAAUCAAUGUCAAGAGAGGGAAGCAGCAUUGCAGAUGACUGGGACGAACGUCCUCACACGGUUGAAGAAGUGAAGGCCAUGUUGCAGCAGAGGAAGGAAGCUGCAAUGAAGAGGGACAAGAACUUAUCCCACGCCUUCUCCCAACAGAUAUGGAGGAAUGGUAGGACAUCAUCAAUUGGAAAUGAAGAUGAGUUAGAAGAGAGACCAAAAUGGCUAGACCGGUGGAUGGCCACAAAGCCAUGGGAGAAUAGAGGAAGGGCUUCAACUGAUCAAAGAGAUCCCAUUAAGACUGUGGAGAUUGACACCUCUCAGCCUUAUUCAUAUCUAGCAACCAACUACAGAAGAUCACAUCCUAAUUAUCAAUACAAUCCACACCAUCACCAACCACAAAGGCAUUCCAUUGCCUCCCCAAUCCAUAGAUCUCACCAAAACGGUUCCCUUCAAUCCCCAGCAACUCCUUCUCCUGCCAAGUCAAGGCCUAUCCAAAUCCGGUCGGCGAGCCCACGAUGCAUUAGAGAAGACAGAAGCUACCACACCUCACAGACACCGAGCUUGAGGUCUAACUACCACUACACAGGAAGCUUGUACCAAAAUGGAAGGGUUGGAACAAGCAGUGGUAGUGGCAAUGGUGGUGGUGCUACAUUGCCUAAUUACAUGGCGGCAACCGAGUCUGCGAAGGCUCGAAUCCGGUCACAAAGUGCGCCUAGGCAGAGGCCAUCCACACCAGAGAGGGACAGGGUUGGAUCAGCCAAGAAAAGGCUUUCUUUCCCAGCUCCUGAUCCUUAUAGUGUGGGAGCGAGUUAUGGAAAUUAUGGUCAUAGUUUGAGGAGUCCAAGCUUCAAGAGUGUGAGUGGAUCACACUUUGGGUUGGAGCAUCAGUCCAACUACUCAUCUUGCUGCACUGAGAGUAUUGGUGGUGGUGAGGUUUCUCCUUCUUCAACCGGUGACCUUAGAAGGUGGUUGAGAUGAUUUGUUGCACACUUUAAUGAGAACAUGAUUAGGUCAUGGCAUUUGAAUAUUUUGUGUGAUGUUAGAGUUAAUUUUAGUUUAACCCUUUCUCACCCCAAAAGAAAGAGUUACCCCGGGUGACCUGAAUCUGACGUUAGGAGCAGAGAAGCAAGUACUUUUCUUGCUAGGAAACUCAGAACAAUUUAAUGUGUUCGUUUAUCAUUCGUUUUUCAUACUUUUGUUAAGAUGCCAAGAAAAAAGUGAGCCGUAUGUGGUGGCCUACCUCACUUGGGAUGUUAUGUUGAUGUUGAAAGAAUUGCCUACACCAUCUGAAUAGCCUUUAAUGGACUGUCCUGUCACAAUAACAUGUAAUAUUUUCGUAUUUUAGUGAUUGCCUUUAAUUAGCAUAGCAAAAUGUACCAUAAUAAUGGAUAAAUUGCACAUCGCUAGCUAGAGCAAUUCAUAUAAUAAUGGGUGUACUUCACAA